Molecule: messenger RNA, 954 nt
Organism: Solanum stenotomum
Lineage: Eukaryota; Viridiplantae; Streptophyta; Magnoliopsida; Solanales; Solanaceae
Product: putative F-box protein At4g29970
Exons: 2
Coding region: 1-954 (317 amino acids)
Molecular function (GO): protein binding
Source: RefSeq, a predicted model, not a curated record
AUGUCUAAGAAGAAAGCACAGAAGAGGCUAGACAUGGAAGGUGAUACAUCCAUUAAUCUUGCAUUUGAGAUCAUAUUUUUUAUAUUUACUAGGCUUCCUGUUAAAUCGUUGUUACGUUUUCAAUCUGUUUCUAAAUCAUGGAAUGUUAUAUUAGUUGAACAAAAAUUCAAGAAAGCUCAUCAUGAUCAAUCCAAAGCAUUGGGCCGCGAAAAGCUCAUGAUACAAAGAAAUAAUGGGAAUUUCGAGUUGAGAGACUUGGAAAUUGAUCAUUCUCAAUUAUGUUUGAUUGAAGAGCAACUAUUUCCUCUAAAAAGAUUUCAAUGUGGUGAAAUCUUGUGCUCAUGUGAUGGUUUGGUACUUUUAAAGGCCAAUAACUCCGAUAAAGAGUAUGUUUUGUGGAAUCCAUCUACAAGAGAAUAUCGAAUUCUUGAUUCAUGUCCUUAUUUGAACAACCACCAAGAUGGAUGUUCGAAAGCUUAUAGUCGAACUUCUACAAUCAUAUACUUUGACGUAAAGUCAGAUGUACUGAAGAAACUUUCACUACCCGAAUUUAUAGGUGUGAACGGUUUCUUUAGUUUGAAUACUUUGAAAGGUCGUCUUAGUUUAUAUGGAGGAACAUACCAUGACAAAGAAUUGGACAUAUGGAUUAUGGAACAAGACGGAUGGAAAUGGUUAAUGAACGUGUGCAACUUGCCCGAAAUUUGCAUAAAGUUUGUACAAGAUAAAAAGCUUUUGUGGUGCAGUGAAAAUGGUGAAAUUAUCUUUCAUGGACAAUGGAAUCAACAACUUAUCAUCUAUUAUCCUAAAAGGAAACAAUUCGUUACAGUAGCUGAUAUGUCCAAAGAUUCCAUGUAUGCCACAGCGUUAACAUGUUUGGAUAGUUCAUAUUUUCCAGGACUCAAUGUCAAGGAGGAAGUAACAGUUCCGAGACUCAGAGAUGGAGCCAGGAUUUGA